Molecule: messenger RNA, 432 nt
Organism: Tarenaya hassleriana
Lineage: Eukaryota; Viridiplantae; Streptophyta; Magnoliopsida; Brassicales; Cleomaceae
Product: protein SRC2-like
Exons: 2
Coding region: 1-432 (143 amino acids)
Biological process (GO): defense response
Source: RefSeq, a predicted model, not a curated record
AUGUCUUCGAGCAAAGCAAGAGAAAACCUAACCCUAGAGCUCAAGAUCAUGUCGGCAACGGACAUAAGAAAUGUGAACAUAAUGUCCGAAAUGGACGUCUACGCCUUAGCUUGGAUAGACGGCGAACCAAAUCGAAGGAGACCACUGUUCAAAUCCACCCCGAUUGCCUACUCUUCCGGCUCGAAUCCCACGUGGAACCACCACUUCAAAUUCUCCGUUAACGACCGUUUGGCCCUCGACGGCCGUUUGACACUCUCCGUCAAGCCGGUUAGCCAUCGUCCGCUUGGCGGCGAUCGGGAUAUCGGCCAAGUCGACGUCCCGGUUUUGACACUCCUGCUUCAGAACAUGCCGUCACUGUUGAUUAACGGCGACGGAGCCGGGAUGAUGUCCGUGAGUUAUCCGGUUAGAGUUGUCGGGGGAACAAAAGUUUGA